AUUAGCUUGGAUCUUGUCAAGUUUGAGAACCACAAGAAGUAAAAAUAUCUUAAAUUCUAAAUUCUAAUCACUCCGAAUUUCAAGGUGCAAUUUUCUUUAGGCUCUCUCUACUUAAGAUUGUCCAAACUUUUAAGAAGCCGAGAUUACCUCGGAGUAGUAUUGAUUUCAUCACCUCUAUUUAUUGUAUUUUCUUUUUAUAAAUCUAACUUUUUUAGUUCACACAAAUAUAAUAAUGAUAUUUUGGUAUAAUUAGUUGUAUUGUUGUACUGUGCAACGGUACAACCUACGCAUGGUGCUUCCAAAAAUUCGUACUUAGAAUAUUUUGCUCCCUCUGAUCCCCAAUUAAGCUCAUAAUUUCACUUUUUGAGUUAAGAUUUAUAAACUUUGAUCAAUAAUUAUUCAAAGUUAACAUUAGUUUAUUCGUUAUUACACAAAAUUAAUUUGAUAUAUUUCAUUGCAAUAUAUAUAUUAUUCAAAUUUAGUUUAUUAUAGAUUUUAUAAGUAUAGAUUUUUAGAUACAUAAUGUCAAACUUUCACUUAAUUAAAACAACAUAGUAUAAAGUCAAAUUAAAAGUUUAAUUGGGGAAGGAAGUAUGCAGUGGAGUAUAUGGAGGAAAAGAUAUAUGUCAAAACAAUAUAGUGUUGUGCUCGAUCAUUGUAGGCAAAUAUAUACUUCAUACACAAGUAGAUGGUUCAUCAUAAUUAAGUUCAUUGAGAAUGAAUUAUUGUUAAUUUUAUAUCAAAAUUAUAUUAUUGCUCUAGUUCCUCAGAUGUCAGAUCACUCCGUUGGUGAAUCUACUUUUGUUUGAUUCGGAGCUUGAGUUUGCUACUUCAACAAAAAAAUACUUACACUGCUUCGUCCCGAAAAGGAGAAUUUCUAGAACAGUGUAGAGAUUUAAGACCGGCUCAGACCUCAAUCACCAAAUCAUGAAAGUUGUUCGUCGAUCAUCCAAUCACCAGAGGGUUUCAAAAGGAAAAAGGGGAGGGCAACAACCAGUGGCGUAUCCAAAAAAUUCGACCAGUGGGGGAAAAUUUACACUAACAUUAUCACACAAUUUUUAGGAAAGAAAUAUUAAUUAAAAAAUCCACAGUUUACUAAAAUUAAAAUAAAUUUUUAUAAGAAAUAGAUGAAAUAUUUAUAUAUAAGUUUAUAACUAAUUUAAGUUACAAAUGAACAAGUGUGUUUUAAUGCUAAGUGAGAAAAGAUGUGAUUGAAAUUACAAAAUAAUAAAUUAUUUUAAACUAAUUUGUUGAUUAAGUACAAAAUCAAAUAUAUAAAAGAAUUGGAUAAAGUAUGUAACUAUAAGUGCUUUAAGUUACAAUUAAACUAGUUUUAAUAUUAAGUGUGAAAAGAUGUUAUUAAAAAUACAUACUUGGUAGCAUUUAGUAGCUACAUUAAAAAAAAUUAAUUGAAAUCUUAAGUUUAGACAAAUUUUAAACAGUUGUAAUAGGGCAAAAAAAUAAAUCAAACAGGAUUGGAGCUGGGAAGAUUUGAACCCUUGACGGAAAAGCAGACCGUGUAACACUCCAUCGAGUUGGCUAGUACACUAGCUUUGUCAUUUCCGGACUUUAAGCAUUAUUAUACUGUAUAUAAGACAAUAAUAUAUAUAUAUAUACACACACACAAAUAAAUUUUGAUAUAUAUAAUUGGGUAAGGUGGAGGUUGAGUGGGGGCAGCUGCCCCCUGCCCCCACACUAGAUACGCCCCUGGCAACAGCCACAACACUCAACAUCACACAAAAGGAACCCACCAGAGAACCCCUCCAACCCACCGGCCAAGAGUGAAGCACCCAAAGGUAUCCCAGGAGAUCAUCGAAGGGUGGCCGGAGCACAACCCAAGACAUUUCCACACUCUCUCACUCUAGAACCAGGGCAACACUCUGAAUGACUCAUCGAAGAAGGAGAAGGGAGCGGAAGUAAAUAUUGAUCUCUAGAAGGAACGUGACAAAUAUAUCAAAGGGUCACUAGAGUCACGGGGUGGACAUGAUAAACAAGGGACGAGUGAGCUUAUUAUGGGAGAACCCAAUAUGGGCCAGGCUCAUUAAAUGCUAAUGGGGUCAAUACCACUCACAUUAUCUACCUUAUUGGCACUUGGUGUGAAGCAUAUUGUGAAAGGGAGGAUCAUCAUCGCCGGUUUUUUGCGUGCCUAUUCUUAUCUAGCCACAGUCUAAAUUAAGUGUUUGUUUACAAGAUAAAAGUUUUUCAAAAGAGAGACAUUUAGUCCCCAUAUCAGCUGGGUUAAACUCAGAAGCAAUCUUGCAUAGCUUUAGUUCUCCUUUGUCAACAAUAUCCCUGAUAAAAUGAAAUCUGACAUCGAUGUUCUUGGUCCUAUCAUGGAAUACAGGAUUUUUGCACAAUUGGAUAACUGACUGGCUAUCUGAGUACACAGUCACAACCUGCUUAAGAAAACCAAUUUCAGUACCAAAAGUGUUUCUAUCGCAAUAGUCGAGAACUAAAAAUGAAAAAAAUCACGGUCGAGUACCAAAACUGUUAAUGACAUGAUAGUCGGAGGUCUAAAAAUGAUAAUUUUCACAAUUUGCAGAAUUAUCUGAAAAUAAAAGGAGUUUGUGAAGAUGAAAUACUCAUCUGGAUAAAAUUUCUCACAAUUUUGUGAAGAUUCAGUUUGUGAAGAAAUGGACUUUCUUGUGCGUAUAGAUGUCUCUGUGUGCAAUCAAAACACAUGCUGCAAUGGUUUAUGGAGUAUUUGUUUUCUACACAUCCGACUCACCAUAUGUUUUAAUAAUUGUAUCAAUUUUUAAUUUACGUGGCCCCACAUCAUAUUUCCUUGAGAGCAAACAAAAGAUGUUAGUUUUAUGAUCUUUCAGAUAUGAUUUAAGUUAUCAUUUGGGGUCCAAAAUCGAUAACAUGGUCAACUUUCUGUUCUUGAAUUGGAGCGAUAAUAUUCCUUUUAACAAACUAAUUAAAGAACGAAUUCGGCCACAUAUCAUUCAUAUUUCACAGGCAAAUGAGGGUAACAGAAGAAACUAAUUAAGGGCAAAGUAGCAGAUUUACACCGUUGCUUUGGAAGCUAGCUAGCUACCUAGUACUACAAUAUAAUACUACGUUGGAAAGAAGAAACCUAAUUAUAACCGCAACAAGAACUGGAGACAGAGCUGGAGCGGUAGAGAGAGGACGAAGAAUUCAAGAACUCAAUGCAGUCCUCAAUGGCUUCUGCUCUCUGGGAAUCCAUUGAUCUCUCUGCAUAUGAUCUGGACCUUCCCAGCUGGCUGCUGCUCGCCGAAGAGACCUUCCGAGAGCACCGUCUCUUUCGUUCCGAACUCGAAACGAGACGUACCAUAUUCGCUCCGAUAUGCUUCAGAAAUCUCACCGCCGAAAACUCCGACGACCAGGAUGGAGACUCUCCCUCUUCCUUAAUAGUACUCUUUUUGUUCUUGUUCUUGUAGAGGUUGUUCAGUAUUGGUUUUUCAUGGUAGCCUUCUGGACUGAAACUCACUCUCUUGCUAAUUAUUCUUGACAUUUUUUGGGUGGAAAGAUGGAGACUUAUCUAAUAAGAUAUUGUUUUUCUCUGGGUAGGAUAUGAGGAAGAAGAGAUGGUGUUACAGGUGAUAGAUGGUGGAGGGGUAUUUAUUGGAAAUUGAUGAAAAAAGUAGUCAAUCCAUGCAAUUUUGGACGCGAUUUUAACUAUGGGUCAUCCGGAAACAGUCUCUAUGUGUUUUAGUACAGAGCUGCAGUACUGCCCAACUUUGAUCCCUCUCAGUUUUGCAAUCAAGGACAGAUAGAGAUGGAAGUUGCAAGUGAGGAGUGGGAGCUAGCGUGGCUCAGCCCUUCCUCAAUUCAUACUGAAUCUGCUGAGACCACUUCAAGGCCCAGGCGUAUUGUUCUCUUUGUUGAGCCCUCUCCUUUCUCAUAUAUAUCUGGAUACAAGAAUCGCUUCCAGAAUUUCAUCAAAUAUCUGCGGGAAUUAGGCGAUCAGGUUAUGGUUGUGACAACACUUCAAGGGCUUCCACAAGAAUUUUAUGGGACGAAAUUGAUAGGGUCACAAAGCUUUCCUUGUCCCUGGUACCCUAACUUGCGGCUUUCUCUGGCUCUUAGCCCUAGAAUUAUAUCAGAGGUGUUGAAAUUCAAGCCUGACAUUGUGCAUGCUUCAUCACCUGGUAUAAUGGUAUUUGGUGCUCUAAUCAUUGCAAAACUCUUGUCUGUGCCCAUAGUUAUGUCUUACCAUACUCACGUUCCAGUAUACAUUCCAAGAUACACUUAUAGUUGGUUGGUCCAGCCUAUGUGGUUAAUCAUAAAACUUCUUCAUAGAGCUGCUGAUCUUACGCUUGUUCCUUCUGCUGCAAUUGCGAAAGAUCUGAAAGAUAAUGAUGUCACAGAUGCUAACAAAAUCCGUUUAUGGAAUAAGGGCGUCGAUUUCCAUAGCUUUCAUCCACAAUAUCGUUCACAUGAAAUGAGACUAAGACUCAGUAAUGGAGAACCGGACAAGCCGCUGAUAGUCCAUGUUGGCCGACUUGGAGUUGAGAAGAGCUUGGAUUUUUUGAAAAGGCUCAUGGAUAGAAUUCCAGACACUCGAAUAGCUUUUAUAGGAGACGGUCCAUACAGGGAGGAACUGGAGAAGAUGUUCUCGGGCACGGGGUGUGCGGUGUUCACGGGCAUGUUAUCAGAAAAGGAGUUAUCUCAGGCUUAUGCUAGUGGAGAUGUUUUCGUGACGCCUUCUGAGUCAGAGACACUUGGGCAAGUGGUUCUGGAGGCCAUGUCGUCCGGACUUCCCGUGGUGGCAGCUCGUGCGGGAGGCAUUCCAGAAAUCAUUGCGAACAAUCAAGAAGGAAAGAUUGGGUAUUUGUUCAAUCCUGGAGAUGUUGAUGACUGUUUAAAGAAACUUGAGCCUCUUCUCUGGAACCGAGAGUUGAGAGAAACCAUUGGCAGAGCUGCACGCGAAGAAACGGAGAAAUAUGAUUGGAAGGCUACCACUGCAAAGAUUAGGAAUGAGGAGUAUAGUGCUGCCAUUUGGUUUUGGAGGAAGAAGAGAACCCAAUGGCAAUGGCCUUUCCCAUGGUUGUUUAAACCUUUUUUCCUGUAGAAACCAGCUGAUGUUGGUAAAUCAUUUACUUGUAAAAACAUAAUUACAUUGUCCAUAAGAGUAAAUAUUAGGGAACUCAUAGUUUCCAGUUUUAUAUGCUUUACUCCCCUUUAAAACCAUUAUAUUUCUGGAUUUUGAAACCUGUCUUGGUCUA
Cuscuta europaea is the source of this 5192-nucleotide messenger RNA. NCBI's taxonomy places the organism in Eukaryota, Viridiplantae, Streptophyta, Magnoliopsida, Solanales, Convolvulaceae. The record is from the annotation of a GenBank genome assembly.